Erpetoichthys calabaricus (reedfish) is the source of this 714-nucleotide messenger RNA. RefSeq names its product odorant receptor 131-2-like. Gene Ontology annotation, molecular function: G protein-coupled receptor activity. NCBI's taxonomy places the organism in Eukaryota, Metazoa, Chordata, Cladistia, Polypteriformes, Polypteridae. The record is from RefSeq and is a predicted model, not a curated record. Bases 1 to 714 code for a protein of 237 amino acids. Gene Ontology annotation, cellular component: membrane. Gene Ontology annotation, biological process: G protein-coupled receptor signaling pathway. The transcript has a single exon.
AUGCACAUCUCACUUGAGACUGUCCAUAUUAUGCCAGUGCCUCUCUGCUACUUUUUAAUGACAAUUGCAAUUACUACAACCUACAACACUCCUCUGAAUCUGGCCCUGAUGGCUCUCGAACGCUACAUUGCUAUCUGCAAACCACUGCAUCACCCAAACAUCUGCACAGUGCGCAGAAUGUACAUCACUCUCAACAUAAUGUGGCUGAUCAGUUUUCUUUCUCCAGCAUCAGAUGUUAUAAUUGUCAUUAAUGUAGAGUCUGUGAACUUCUUCAAUGCUAAAAUCAUAUGCGACAAUGACAGUUUUCUUCGGACUUAUUCUCAGUCUGUUAAAAGGAAUUACAUGAGCAUUACAUAUUUUGCAGUAGCUUGGUUCACAAUGGCUUACACAUACAUUCAUAUUGUCAUUGCAGCACGAUCAGCCAGUCGCUCUGAGAAAUCUUCUGCUAAGAAGGCCUACAAUACAGUACUGAUGCAUGCCAUCCAGCUCACUCUGAGUUCACUCAUGUUCAUCGUUCCCCUAGUCAAUAAUCUUUGGCUGUACUUUCAAAGACAAGAUCCAGAAGAUAUACAAUAUUUCACAUAUAUAUUAAUAAUUUUGUUUCCACGUCUUUUGAGUCCCCUCAUUUAUGGGGUAAGGGAGGAAAACUUCAAAAAAUAUCUCAAAGUCUAUGUGAAGGUUUGUGCUUUUGUAAAAGGAGACCCAUCUAGCUAA